Messenger RNA from Lathyrus sativus (Indian pea), 489 nucleotides. Lineage: Eukaryota; Viridiplantae; Streptophyta; Magnoliopsida; Fabales; Fabaceae. The record is from the annotation of a GenBank genome assembly.
AUGGUGAAUAAGUCUUCUAAUGUGGGAUAUCUUAAGGGCUUUAAUGUUAACGACAAUGUUAGUUACAACCUCUUGCAGUUUGCAGACGAUACCAUCCUUUUGAGUGAUGGUGAUUGGGUAAACUUAUGGGCUUUUAAAGCAAUUUUAAUGGGUUUUGAGAUGAUAUGGGGGUUGCAAGUUAAUACCGAUAAUAGUUGUUUAUAUGGUGUUUGUAUUGAAGAUUAUUAUUUGAAGGCUGUCGAGCAGUUCUUAGCUUGUCGGAUUGGUCACAUACCAUUUAAAUUUCUUGGUUUAAAGGCGCCAAGGAAUAUUUUGGAGCAGCUCAUAUCUAUUCAGAGGAAUUUUUUGUGGCAUGGGUCAGACGAAAAGAAGAUAAUGGCUUGGGUGUCUUGGGAAUCUAUUCGUAUGCCAAAGGAGGGGGAAAAUUUAGGUGUGAAGGACUUGAGAUUAUUUAACUUGGAGGAUCUGGCGAUUAAGAGCAAUGGGUAG